Messenger RNA from Clarias gariepinus (North African catfish), 6625 nucleotides. RefSeq names its product calmodulin regulated spectrin-associated protein 1b (gene camsap1b). Gene Ontology annotation, cellular component: microtubule minus-end. The transcript has 17 exons. Bases 543 to 5165 code for a protein of 1540 amino acids. Gene Ontology annotation, biological process: cytoplasmic microtubule organization; negative regulation of microtubule depolymerization; neuron projection development. The record is from RefSeq and is a predicted model, not a curated record. Gene Ontology annotation, molecular function: microtubule minus-end binding; spectrin binding; calmodulin binding. NCBI's taxonomy places the organism in Eukaryota, Metazoa, Chordata, Actinopteri, Siluriformes, Clariidae.
GCGAGGCUUUAUCUGGAACCGCCCCUUCUGCUCGUCAGUCCAGGGCGCUCAGUUACACCCGGAACAUAUGCAGGAAACUGAUUUCUGUUACUAACGUAAAGAGCGCGAGCCUGCUACCAGACCCAUUCUAGGUAAGAUCGUUCUAGAAGACUCUCCUUGUUAGCGUACCUGGCUGUAGAUAGCCUGCGCGUCAUCUCCGGACGGCAGCUAACGUUAGCUGGCUAACAAAGUAGCAGCUUUGCUAGCUCUUUAGUCUCCAACCGCCUGUAUUAUCUGGUCAUUUUUUUCAUUAGCAUUCGGAUUUGUUUAUACAAACCCAAGCUCAGCGGGACGUUUUGGGUGCUAGUUUAUUUGCAGAACGUUACUGUUAUGAGAGCUAAGGCUACAGAGCUGGACUUUCCCCGGCCUAGCGCUGCCGAGUUGUCCCCGCUGUCGGUGCAUUUGUUCUGAAGGUAACGUUAAUGAGCAGAUAGAGCGUACGGCGGCGCAGGACACUGAGGUAAAGCCACCGCUGGUGUUUUGUUGUAGGACGUGGUCUCAGAAUGGACUUGGAUUUGGGGGAUGGAGGAGACAGCAGCAGCAGCACACGACGGAAGAUGGAGGCGGUUGGAGAGGCGGUGGAGAUCACCCCGCUGGAGAUGUACGACUCAGCCCGGGCUAAGAUAGCGGCUAACCUGCGCUGGCUGUUCGCUAAAGCCUACGGAAUCGAUCACAUCCCAGAGGACAUGAGGGACCCCUUCUACACAGACCAGUAUGAGCAGGAGCACAUCAAGCCUCCUGUGAUCAGGCUGAUGUUGUCCUCUGAGCUUUAUUGUCGUGUGUGUGGACUCAUUCUCAAAGGGGACCAGGCAGCCUCCCUUCAGUCCCACCAGUCUGUCAUCCAGUCACUCUCUCGCAAAGGCAUCUAUGUCAUGGAAGGAGAUGACAUGCCUGUCACAGAGGGUGACCUCAUGUGUCAGCCAAUCAAAAUGAGCUCACACAUGCCUAUGAUAGAUGCCCUGAUGAUGGCCUACACAGUGGAGAUGAUCAGCAUUGAAAAAGUAGUGACCUGUGUGAAGCGCUUCUCUACCUUCAGCGCCUCCAAAGAGCUUCCCUUUGACCUAGAGGAUGCCAUGGUCUUCUGGAUUAACAAGGUAAACUUGAAAAUGAGGGAGAUCUCUGAAAAGGAAAACAAAGUAAAGCAACAUCUGCUGGAUUCUCCCAGUCAUCAGAAGGUACGCUAUAGACGAGAACAUGCUUCAGGCCGUCAGCUUCCUCACUUUCCCCUGCUGGAGAAUCUUAUGAGGGAUGUGUGUGAUGGUGCUGCCCUACUGACUGUGGUUCACUACUACUGCCCAGACCUCAUGAAGCUUGAUGAUAUCUGCUUGAAGGAAGUCACCUCAAUAGCAGACAGUCUGUACAAUAUCCAGCUGCUGAAGGAGUUUGCCCAUGAGUACCUAAAUAAAAGCUUCUAUUUAACACUAGAAGACAUGCUGUAUUCACCUCUGGUGCUUAAACACAAUGUCAUGGUAUUCAUUGCUGAGCUUUUUUGGUGGUUUGAGAUUGUAAAGCCCGAGUUUGUCCACCCAAGGGAUGUCCAGGAAAUGAAGGAUGUGAGAGCAGUGACUCAGACAAAGAGCUCACGGCCCUCUGUGCCCAUCUCUAACGCUACCAAACGAAGCUUCUUGGCAUCGCCUGGAGUGACUGAUUCAGCUCAUCCUGUCGCAAACAGCCCUGAAGUGUGUAACAGGUACUUCCUGCACACUGAGGAAUCUGAUUCUUCUAAUAAGGGGAGUUCCAGCUUUAGCCCCUCACAUCCACUUUUACCGCUGAGACAGAGGCAGCAAAAAUCUCAGCAGGGAGAGGAUGCAGCAGGCUGUAGAAAUCGUUCUAAUUCACUGACACAGGAAAGUCAUUCAAGAGGGUCCUUGGCCUGGUCAGAAAAAAGACAGAGGCCACUGUCCCAGCUGAAUCGCUAUGUUCUGCACUGUGCCACGGACAGCGAUGCAGACUUGGCUUCGGGCGACAGUGCUAGCCUCACAUGCUCCAUCAGUGAGGAUAGUCUGGCCUCUACUGUCACGCCGAAACACCAGGGUCAUCCAAGCCAGGGUGGUCUUCGACGAGUCAAUGGUCAUGGCCUUCUUGGAAAUGUUAACGUGGAUGAAGAUGAUAUGAUGACCGUUAUUCGAGAGGAGUCGUCUAAAAAUGAGGUUACUUUAUCAAACUCUGGGGAGGUGGAACUUCGGGGUGCUACCACUAAUGCUAAAACAAGUUCAUGGGGCAGACAGGAGGAAUCUUCUGCAGAUUCCAGAACAGCCAGUUUCUACCUGGAACCACUAAUGCCUGCUGUUCUUAAACCAGCAAAAGAAAAGUCUAUAUGCUUAAACAAGGAGGAGGAGUCUGGAGAGGGGCGACAGCGUGGGUCAACAAGGAGGAAUGGUGCUGGAGAGGCUCCCAGCUCCUCGGUUAAACGAAGACCUCCAAACAACCUAAAUCGGACAUUUAAUACCUUCAGUUCCAUCUCUGAUCUUGACAUGGGCUCUGAACCCAGAUCCAGUGAAUCUAUGCCUCCAUCUGCUGGACAGACUCAUGCAUUUAGAGCCACAGUUACAACCAGUGGCGAGUCCUCUGCUGAUCAGUCCCCUGGGUUCUAUCUGCAUUCAUCAGUAACUGAGGACAAAAGGCCAGUUCAAGCUUGGGGUGUACUGCCUGAUGAGAACACGGAGACUGUGGAGACGAUUGAAGAUCAGGAUGCAGAACUAACCAAGGAACUUCAUCCACCCAAGAGACAAUUUUAUGAAGAAGAUCGGGAAUCUGCAAAGCUUCAGGAGGACAUGAGUGUAAAGGAGCAUGAGGACAAGGAUGAAGGAAGUAGGUGUUCCAGCCCUGCUCUUAGUGUUCAGUCACAGGUCAGUAGUGUGGCCAGUGGCAGUGUGAGAAUGACCAGCUUCGCAGAGCGAAAGAUGCAGAAGUGUGGCAGCAAUCAAGACAUUCGCUCAAGCGCCAGCAGCUCUCAAAGAACAACGCCAGAUGGUUCCGAGAUUUUGCCUUUUCCCCUCACCACAUGGAGGAUGAAGAGGGACCAGAGUCCUUCACAGCAGGGCAAGGACAACAGCAACCUGAUGUCUUCUGAACUUGUACAGUUGCACAUGGAGCUUGAAGAGAAGCGCCGUGCCAUUGAGACCCAGAAAAAAAAGAUGGAGCUCUUGUGUGCUCGGCGAAGGCUCAAGCUCGGAAAAGCUGCUUUUUUGCACGUAGUAAAAAAAGGCAAGAGCGACACACUCCCUCAGCCCUUCAAAUUAGACCACUUGAAAAAUGGCCAAAAGCUUAAUGUAGAAAAAGAGCAGUCAUCCAAAGAUGACUCCUGUCUUGAUGCAGUGAGAGAUCGGGAAAAAGGCACUGAGGAGCCAGAGAAGGCGACUCUUGAGUGGGGGAGUGCAGCUGCUAUACCACCUAGUACCUUGGAUGGGCCAAUAGAUGAGGAAAUAGACCUAAAUGAGUGUAACCGCUCCAUAGAAAUACUUAACGAGGCCAUCAGCAGCAUUCAGCAGAAGAUGAUGCAGUUGUCUCUACAGCAGGACCUACUUAUAAAGCAAAACAUUCAGUCUCCUCCAGGUGCUGCCCCACCCGAUGACCGAGGAAAUGUACCAGAGCCAAAGGUUCGAGCAGCUAUUCAUUUUGUGGAGCCGAGUGGCAGCCCUGUAGUUCGAAAGCCUCCCAAGCUGACCUCCUCCCGGUCCCGCUCCAAACCUGCUGAGCUGAAGCUUUCCAAGGACAUCAACAGAGGGCAGAAAAUAUCUACGCCCACUCCCACUGAUAGUCCCACUUCUCGACUAAGUCCAGGGGGCAGGACCCCCAAAGCCGAGCCUGAGAAAAUCACCCACGCUGAGGCCACGCUAACGAACACCACAUUCCGUCUCGAUGACGAAGCCAACUUGCGUACAGUCUCAAGGGAACCAAGUUCUGUUACGCUGGGUGUAACUUUUGAUGAGGAUGUCCCUAGUUCCUUACAAAAACCUGAGGAUUCCUUUGAUAUUGGUCCUGGGUUUGAGGACAGCUCAAAGAACAAGGCCAAUCUCAUAGAGGUGGACUUAACAGACGGAGCCCAGUCAGAUGAAUGCAGCUCAAACGUAUUGGAAGUAUCUACUGAUGAUGCAGUGGAUGGAGAAAAGAAAGCUGGCAUGGGCUUUUUCUUUAAGGAUGAGCAGAAGGCAGAGGAUGAAAUGGCCAAAAAGCGUGCAGCAUUUCUCCUGAAACAACAGAAAAAGGCGGAGGAGGCUCGGCUGCGCAAGCAACAGCUAGAGGUGGAAAGUGAGCUUAAAAGGGACGAAGCCAGGCGGAAAGCUGAAGAGGAGCGGAUAAGAAAAGAGGAAGAGAAAGCCAGGCGAGAAUUAAUAAAACAAGAGUACCUGAAAAGGAAACAGCAGGAGUUGACUGAAGAGCAGGAACAACCUCAACCUAAGCCUAAACCCAAACCCAAGCCCAAGAAGCAAAGACCAAAAUCUGUGCUGAAGGAAGAGCUUUCCACAGACACACUUCCAAAGUGCACUCCAGCCAAUGAGAACCUGAUCAGUGCCCAGUCUGGCUCUAACCUCUCACUGGCCUCUGUUGCCACUACUGAAGCAGACAGUGUGAACUCGGGAGGUGCAGGAUCUCAGCGGGGGGACUCUGUGGAGUCGUUUUCAAUGCUCAGUCGGACAACAGAGCGUGACUGGGACAACGGGUCUACUGCGUCUUCCAUUACAUCAACAUCCAUGGCAGAAUAUACUGGUCCUAAACUUUUCAAGGAGCCAAGUGCAAAGUCUAAUAAGCCGAUAAUCCACAACGCCAUUUCUCAUUGCUGCUUGGCCGGAAAAGUAAAUGAACCACAGAAGAACUCAAUUCUUGAGGAAAUCGAGAAGUGCGAGUCUAACCACUUAAUGAUUCUCUUCCGUGAUGGUGGCUGCCAGUUCCGUGCACUCUACUCGUACUAUCCUGACACAGAGGAGAUCCACAAGCUGACCGGCACAGGGCCUAAAAGCAUCACCAAGAAGAUGAUCGAUAAGCUCUACAAGUACAGCUCGGACCGCAAGCAGUUUACUGUCAUACCUGCCAAGACAAUGUCAGUCAGCGUGGACGCCCUGACCAUUCAUAAUCACCUGUGGCAGGCCAAGAGGCCUGCUGUGCCAAAAAAGAGUGCAAAAUGAAGCUUCUGAGUACUGUAAUCAAGGGACGCUCUUGUACGUGAUUUACGUUUGGAAAGACCACAAAGAUGUCCACAACGACCUUCUCUUCUUGUUUCGUGAUGCAUCAAGAGUGGCUGUGUAUGAAUGAAUGUCUGGACAGUCGACAUGCUCCUUGUUUGAUCGGUUCAUGGUGGAGAUUUUUUUUUUUUUUGUUCCUGAAGCCUGUGGCAUUUUUAUUGAUUGAGUUCUUGUUACUUGAAAUGCAUUUUCAGUUUGGCGAGCUCAUGCAGAGCUGAGCGGUCCUUUCUGAUCAGCAGAUGUUUUGUCUCUUUUCUGUAAGAGAGCUACAUUGAAAUAAGGUCUGCUGCUUAUGAAGAUCAUAACCCAAACUCAUGUAGUAAAGUAUUUACAGAGUUAACUGACAUUUCUUUCUUAUUUUUUUUUCUUUUUUUUUUAAACCAUGCUGCUUUGAACUGUCUUCUGUAUGACACUGUAUGACAAUCCCAGUCAUACAUGUCCAUGGCCUUCACGCACCGUGGUACUAUUUGUCUAUUUAUUCAGCGCUUAAAAAGCAAAUCAGCUGUAGCACUGCUGUAUAGAACUACGAAGGACCUUUUUAAAUAGCGAAUGAAAUAGGCUUUGGUACAUGUCUCAGCUCUUUUGUUUUGCUACUCUAACGCUACAGGUAGUGAUUUCUCCACUGGACAACUGCGUCCUUUAAAAUGGUGCACUCAUGGUCAUGUUUUAGUGCUUUUUUUCAUGCAAUGUAAUCACGAGUGAUGUCGUCUCUGAAGCUUUGUUUCUCAAUGCAAAAGAGCAGCAUGCUCUAUUAUGAAGAGUGUCGCUGUAGUUUGAAUGACAGUAUUUAAUAUAUUCAUAAUCAGUUACUUCCUUUGCAGUUGCUGUCUAAUUAUUUACCCAUGUUUAAAACAUUCCUUGGAGACAGGAAGGGAAAAAAGGUGUCAACACUGCCGAAUCCUUGUUUAAACAUUUAAAACACUUGCUUUAAAUUUGGGGGGGGGGGUCAAGAUCAAAAUAGUGUUGCACAUGCACUUUACUUCUAAGGGAAGGUGACUUUUAGAGAAGGGCACACAAGCUUCGUGCUCAGAAGAAUUGACAUUAAAUAUUUGCUUAUUACUUAAUACACUAAAAAUCUUUUAAAAAAAGACACUAAUAUUUAAUUCAGAUGAGCAAAAAUAAUGGCCCAGUGAAAGUUCAUAAUACUACUGCUUUCCAGAAGGUAUACUUCAGACUUUGGUUCGAAUAGGUUGCUGCAUUUGUUUACUUUUAAAUUACGGUUUUGUAUAUUUUGUCUGGUUAUAUAUAUAUAUAUAUAUCCUAAAAAUUUGUACUGAUUUUGCUCACCAUUCUUUUAAAACACUGUACUUUUGAUCAUUUUACUCUCUCCACCUUACCAUUAUUUAUUUUAAUCAUAUAGGCACUGAGAAUUGAAUAAAUUUUCAAUAAACUCAUUUUUGUCA